Athene cunicularia (burrowing owl) is the source of this 4614-nucleotide messenger RNA. It is a transcript of the gene FAM169A, whose product is annotated as family with sequence similarity 169 member A. Bases 936 to 2948 code for a protein of 670 amino acids. NCBI's taxonomy places the organism in Eukaryota, Metazoa, Chordata, Aves, Strigiformes, Strigidae. The record is from RefSeq and is a predicted model, not a curated record. The transcript has 13 exons.
GGGAAGGGGCUGGAGAUAAAGGAAAAAAUUGGAGACUAGGAUUUAAAAUUUUUUUUUAAGAAAGACUCCAUGCAGGAAAUGUAAACCCACUGUGAAGAGCAUUGUGGUUUUGAGAGCUGGGUGAUGAGUUCCUGCAACUUGAAUGACACAUCAAGAGAUCUUGUGUUCCUCCAGAACAGGUUCUCAAGAGCUUGCGGUAGCUCAUGCUUAUGAAAUUUUGGGCUGUAGCUUGAAAGGAGCUGAGAGGUCUGUUUGUGUGUAUAGUUCUAUAGAACUGGAAGAGCCUUAGCUAAAGAGCACACUGUAGAUUUCAGGAGCUCUUUUUCAUCUUAAUUUGACACUGUUUUGACAAGUAACAUUUGAAUCUAAGAGCUUUCAAGGAGCUAUUGCCACUGUGGUUGGUCUUCAGUGCUCUAGUUUUUGUUUUCUCACCUUCAAGUGUCUCUAGUCUUUUGUGGGCUCUUGAGUUUUUGGAAAUAACCAGCUGGUAGUCACACUAACUGGCCAGUUGUUGAGAGAAGUUCUGAACAAUGCUUUGGCUUCUUCAGAGAUGGAUUUAAAUACAAAAUCUUCAAAAUAAAUGCUCUUUAUUGUUGUUAUCCUUUGGGCUGUUUACUUUUUGUUUGACUGGACACUUACUGCUUAAUCUGUGGCCUCAAAAAUAUCAGGGACAUUAACUGAGCCUGCCACCUCAAGGCAGCAUGUGGCCUAUUGUACAUGUGCUGCAAACAAGGGGUUUGUAUGUUGGAAAUCUGCCACGUUUGGGUCUAGAGGGAUCUGUGGGCUAAGCCUAUCCUUUUCUGCUUACAAACACAGUCUAGGGUCAUGUACUAUUUUAGAGACUGGGUGUUAAUAGGCACCAUCCUAAUGAAAUGUCUGGAGCAUUUCUCCUAUGUGGCUUGGAUAUAGAGGACACCAGAGAGUAGCAGAAAAGGAUGUCGUUCCCUGUGGAUAUAUUGAACACCUUCAGUCAUGAGGACUUGGAGAGCUCAGCAGAGGGCUACUUGUCUGACCUUCGGCAUCAGGAUCCAAACCAUUGUGAAUUCCUGUCUCUGCCAGGCCAUGGCAAAGUUACCAUUAAAUUGGGAACUGUAGGCUUCGUUCCUCUUUAUGGUGAAGAGCAGACGCACAAAGUUCUCGGUUUGUUUGCACCAAGGGACUCACUCACAGCUGUAGCCCUGUAUCUUGCUAAUCGGUGGUGGUCAGUUGAUGACGUUCUGAGAACAUCUGUUACAACUAGACAGGGGCUUCACAAGGUGGAGUCUGUUGGAGAGAGAAUUGUUCUUUAUGUUCUGAAUCGAAUUAUCUAUCGGACACAAGAAAUGGGAAGAAAUGAGAUCCCUUUUCUCUGUCACAGUAGCAAUGACUAUGCUAAGAUCCUGUGGAAAAAAGGAGAGGCUAUUGGAUUCUAUUCUGUUAAACCUAAAGGAAGUAUUUGUAGCUCUUCCCGGGGUGAGAGUUACAAGCUAUCAGUGCUAGACACAAUGUUUGUACGAAAGAACCACCGUGAGAGGGAGUCUGGGUUAAUCAUGUUGGAAGACUUUGUGGAUUCCUUUAGAGAAGCCACUCUUGGCCUACGAUACCCACUGUCAACCUUCAUGUAUACAGCUUGUAAGCUAUAUCUUGAUAAGUACCCUGAGGAUCAUAACCUUCUGUGGGAAGUGGAGGGAGCAGGAUAUUGGUUCCAGAAAACAUCCAUUAUGUCUACAUUGCAAAGUGAAAAUCUCAAAACUGCAAAGGCCUUACUUAAAGGAAGUAAGAGUUUCCUAGCAGAAUGUCACUUCCAGCAGUCUGCAGCGGUAUCUGAAGUAAGUGAACAGGGGACUGAGCUGCAGACACAGCCAAAUGAUGACUCUCAAAAGGGUAAUGAAUCAAUAGAUGUUCAUGCAAGCACAUCUAAAGACCCUAACACAGUUCCUGUUUCCAUUUGGACACGAAGCAGUCAUUUCAGAUGUCCCAAGACAGGAAAAAAAAGCCAGGAGUCAGAACCUGGAACUUCAGAAGGAGAUAAAGGAAAUGCUGUUCAUGUGUCUGAAAGCAGGAUGAAACUUCCUGCUCCCACAUCUGAAAGUGAUAAAAACUUAAUAGAAGUACCUGAGGACAAUACUGUUGAGGAGGUUGAAAAAACAAAUGAGGACCGUUCUGUACCAGAAGUGGAGCAACAUGUAUCACCCUCUGAGGAAUCAAGUGAGAAGAAGGACAUUCCAUCAGAACCUCUUAAUGGUGAGAUAACAGAAGAAGCUGGGAAGACCUCACUUACAGUUGAAGAGGAAACAGCAAAUGAAGUUUUAAGUGAUGAAUCAGAAUUGCAGUCUGAGAGUCAAGGAGAAGAACCCUUAACACUGUUUGUUCCAUUAGUCCUUGAGACUGCAGGAAAACCAUCAGAAGACACUGUAUCAGAGCAGGCUUCAAAUAUAAAUGAUUCAGAAAUGCUGACUAAAGAAGGUACAGUAGUAGAAAAGGAGGGCACUGAAGAACAGCAAGAAUCUGAAAAGACCACCACUGAAAAUGCAGCUGCUUCGACAUCAAAGGAAGAGACUUCUAACAGUGGCCUGCCCAACCCUAUGGUGACUGAAGCAGCAGAGGAAUCUGUUUCUGAAAAUGUAUUGCCUGAAGUGGCUUCCUCUUUGGAAGGUCAAGAUGAGGUAGAUCACAACUCACAGGAGGCCCCUGUUGCCUUGAGUCAGAGCUCUUUGAUAGUGGUUGAACUUGAGGGUUUUUCUUUUCAGCAGCCUUCUGGACAGGAAGGGCAGAAGAACCAGUUGGAAGAACACUCAGAAGAGCCCCCUGAGCAGAUGGAUCAACACCAGCAAACAGCAGCAGAGCGGGCUGCUGACAGCAGCUCUGAGGAGGCAGAAGUUGAGAUACCCAUUGUAGAUCGGAGAAAUUUGCGAAGAAAGGCCAAAUGUUCUAAAGGCCCACCCAAGAAAAAAGGAAAGCCAGCUUAAAAAUGAAAUAUUGAUUGCUAAUUCAUCUAUUUAUAAGAAAUUUAUUAUUUUGUGUAAAACACUAGAGCAUAACUAAACCAUAUGGGACACAGGACAUGCGUGUUUAAAAUUCUGGGUUGGACUUCCUCUUAGGACUCAUCACCUUUCCUCAAAUUUUCUUGAAUUUUUAAGCACUUGAGCUUCAUCAAAGUAUGAAAAUAAACAGCCAGUCUCCUCCUUUUAUAAAGGACACAUGCUGAAUAAAUGCAGUUCUGCUAGCAAAGGGAGCAGUUUGGUGCUUUGAGGUGGCAGUUGUGGAAGAAAAUCUGGUGUGAAAUCCUGGCCCUAUUAAGGUCCCUUAAAUUCCCAUAGACUUCCAUGAAGCUAGACAUCACUCUAGCAUUGUGUUCUCUACUGUGGUGAGUACAGAAAAAGGAAAAUAAUUUGUUGCUUCUUGUUCCUUUCCCAUAAAUAUUUAUCAGGAGAGAUUAAAAGAAUUGUAAGAUUCUGUAAUUCUAGGUCUCAAAUAUACAAGAAGGUAUGUCUUGGUAGAUCAAAACAACAUAAGUAGCAUCUGUCAUGUCAUGAGUAUCACUUGAAACAUCUGAGUCAGUAGAAUGAUGGUCAGCAUAGUAUCUACCGUAGCACACUUUGAUAAUUAAUUUCUUUACCUGAGGAUUAAGAGAUGCCUACACAGUAAACUAUUUGUAGCUUUCAAAGUGAGCAUCUUGGUAAACCUAAUUUUUCCAGAUUGUAUGGAGUGUAGGCUCCAGUACCUAUAUAAAUGGUUUCAGCAGCCCUUCUAUCUACUUGCAUGUCUUGAGUGGAUACCUGAUUACUUGUUAAAUUAUAGCAGGAGGAUAUGACAACUUCUGAUCUUGUUUUGGUCUGAAUGGAAGCAGUACUUUGUGUUUUCCAAAUACUUGGCUGUUGUUCUGCCAGGUGUGUUGUCUGAGUGCUGGCAUUUCAGGUGGUUGUGACAUUCAUUAGUGUGAAUAUUUGAGUGUUUCAGCAAAUGCUUGUUUGCCAAACUUCUAUGCCUUUAGGAGUUAGCAGGUGAUUGCUUGGAAAUACUUCUGAUUCCCACUUUCUUUUUCUAACUUGGGUGUAAUCCCUUGGAUUGGCCUCCUAGGUCAUAGAUUUUCUUAAAGGCAGCAACCAAACUUUGCUGUAUUCAAACAGAAAUAAAAACAGGCUUUUUGUGAAUGUUUCCCUUCAGAGGUUCUCCUAGAAAACCAUUAGUUUCUCUGUUUGUCACACAUACAGUGGCAAAAGUUACUCCUUAGUUUGCUAUGUGUUUCUUUCCAUAAAUGAAGCUCCUCUCAUAAUGGAUUAGAAACUAAAAAAAGCAAAGAACAGUGGUUCUAAAGAACAGGAAAUUACACCACUAUUUCUCCUGUUAUAAGCCUUUUCGAAGAUGAGUGGACUAGUAUCCCUCUGUCUGAAAAAGAGGUAUCUAGAAGUUGUUGUUCAGGACUUCCAAAUACAAGGUUCACUUGAAUAGUUGUAAUGCUAUCUUAAGCUUUAUCCUGUUAUGAAGCUGAAGUAAGAAUCUGGGUUUGGAUUUUAUGCUUAUACAGUUUAACUAUAUUUAUAAGGUAUUUUAACUGUAUAAGACAUUUGUACUUUUUGUUUCAGCUGAUAAGUAGCAAGCUCUUUUUAAUCUGUUAAAACCAGUUUAUAGAGG